GCCAUGGCUAACAAGUGGCUGCUAUGGCUGACCCUGUCUGCCAUCACAGCUGCUUUGCAAAGCGAGGCAAAGUCUGCUGUGAACAUGUUCUCCUCCAUGUCCCAGAUUCCUGAAAAAAUAACAGUAGGUGUGAGUCCCAUCCACAAUGGUCAAGUUUGCAGUACAUGGGGUAACUUCCACUUCAAGACGUUUGAUGGGGAUAUCUUCCAAUUGCACUCCACCUGCAACUACAUCCUGACCUCUUCGUGCAGGGGCAGUUACAAGGAAUUCAACAUCCAGAUAAGAAGAUCGGAGGCUGCCGGCAAACCCACCAUCAAAAACAUCAUUAUGAAGCUGGAGGGUUUAGCGGUCGAGCUCUCCAAUGGCUCAGUGGUCAUUAAUGGAAUAUUAGUAGAUUUACCGGUCAGUCGAAAAGGAUUGUUCAUCGAGAAAACUCCCACCUACAUCAAAAUCAAAGCUAACCUGGGAUUGGUUGCUGUCUGGAAUGAGGAGGACUCUUUUAUGGUGGAGCUAGACCUGAAGUACAAGAACCAAACCUGUGGUCUUUGUGGAGACUUUAAUGGGGUCCAGCUCUACAACGAGUUCUACAGUCAUGGUGUGAAAAUUUCCCCCCUGGAUUUUGCCAACUUCUGGAAAAUGGAUGGUCCAACUGAAUUGUGUUCUGACUACACAUUGGAAUCAACACAAAACUGCAAUGACAUGAAACCUCUGUGUGAGCAGAUCCUUACAGGGCCGGCCUUCAACAGCUGUCACAGUCUGCUGGACGUUGCCGUCUUCACUUCCGCCUGUGUUGCGGACCUCUGCCAUUGUGGCAAUGGCAUAGGGGAACAUGCAGACCCCUUCUGCCUGUGCGACACCGUGUCUGAGUUUUCCAGACAGUGUGUCCAUGCUGGUGGUAAGCCCCACAACUGGAGAACCAAAGCGCUCUGCUGGAAGCCAUGUCCCUACAAAAUGGAGUACAAAGAGUGUGGAAGCUCCUGUGCUGAUACCUGCUCCAACCCAGCGGCCAGCCACACCUGUGACAGCCACUGUAUCGACGGAUGCUUCUGCCCUGCAGGCACAGUGCUGGAUGAUUUAAAUGGAAAGGGUUGUGUUCCACUGAGCGAAUGCUCCUGCAGCUACAACAAUAAGAUCUAUGGAGAUGGAGAGUCUUACUACAGUAACUGCAAAAAAUGCGUGUGUGAGGGUGGUCGGUGGAUGUGUACAGAGGAGAACUGUCCAGGAACCUGCUCUGUGGAGGGAGGAGCUCACGUCAACACCUUCGAUGGAAAAAUGUACACCUUUCAUGGCGACUGCUCCUACAUUCUGGCUAAGGACUGCAGUGGAGCCCAGUUUGUGGUACAGGGAGAACUAGAGCAGUGUGGACUGACUGAGAGUGAAACCUGCCUCAAGUCUGUUACCUUAGGUUUGUCCGGAGGAGCUAAUGUGAUCACCAUCCAGGCCAGUGGCAAGGUUUUUGUGAAUGGCAUCGUUGCUGAGAUGCCCUUUUAUUCUGUAGCGGGGAUCUCGGCCCUCAGAGCAUCUUCUUUCUACCUGCUGGCCCAGACAUCUGUCGGGGUUCUGCUGGAGGUGCAGCUCCAGCCAGUCAUGCAGCUCUACAUCACAGUGACCAGCGACUACCAGGCCAAGACCUGUGGUCUGUGUGGGAACUUCAACGGAAACCAAGCCGAUGACUUUCUCAAGCUUAGUGGUGUUCCUGAUGCCACAGCACCUGGUUUUGUCAACAGCUGGAAGACACAUGCUGGUUGCACGGAUGUUAAGAGCAACUUUGAGAACCCCUGCAGUCUCAGUCUGGCUAAUGAGAAGUACGCCCUGCACUGGUGCUCCAUGCUGACUGACCCUCAGGGAGUGUUUGCCUCCUGUCACUCAGAAAUCAACCCUGACUCUUACAAAGAGAACUGCAUGUAUGACAGCUGUAACUGUGAGAAAAGUGAGGCCUGCAUGUGUGCUGCAGUCUCCUCUUAUGUCCAUGCCUGUGCAGCUGCAGGAAUCCAGAUCAGCGGCUGGAGGAAGACCAUCUGUGGGAAAUAUGCCAACUCCUGCCCGAGGAACAUGAUCUACUCCUACAAUAUCACAUCCAGCAGUCGCUCCUGCCGCUGCCUUGGCACCGCAGAUCUCAGCUGUCACAUCUCCUUCCCGCCCGUCGACGGCUGUAUCUGUGCUGAGGGUACCUACCUGGAUGACUCUGGGAAAUGUGUCCCAUCUAAAGCUUGUCCCUGUUAUGACAAAGGCUCUGUGCUGCCCCCUGGACAGGUUGUCAGCAAGGAAGGGGUCGUGUGCACCUGUAGGGAGGGCAAACUCAGCUGCAUUGGAGAGUUUAUUUUACAGCCAGUGGCCUGUGCUCCUCCUAUGGUGUUCUUCAACUGCUCUGCUAAUGGUCUAGCUGCAAAAGGGACGGAGUGUGAGAAGAGCUGCAACACAUUAGACAUGGCCUGCGUGUCUACAGGCUGUAUCUCUGGCUGUAUGUGUCCAUCUGGGAUGGUAUCUGACGGUAAAGGAGGGUGCAUCAAGCCAGAGGCCUGUUCCUGUGUUCACAACGGCAUCUCCUACCAGCCUGGCGAGACCAUCAGGGUGGACUGCAACACCUGCGCUUGUAAAGACAGAAAAUGGAACUGUACUACCAAUCAGUGUGAUGGAACCUGCUCUGUCUACGGUGCUGGACACUACAUCACUUUUGAUCAGAAGCGCUUCACCUUUGAUGGCAGCUGUGAAUACAUUCUCAGUCAGGACUACUGUGGCAGUGCUGAGAGUAAUGGAACCUUCAGAGUGAUCACUGAGAAUAUUCCAUGUGGAACCACAGGAACCACCUGCUCCAAGACCAUCAGGAUCUUCCUGGGGAGUGCAGAACUGAUUCUAAGAGAGGGAAGCUACCAGCUGCUUUCAAGUGGAAAUGAAGAAACAGUUCCAUUCCGUUACAGUGCUGUGGGCAACUACCUGGUAAUUGAAGCCAACAAUGGACUCACUGUCAUAUGGGACAGGAAGACCAGCUUGUUCAUCCAGCUCAGCCCAAAAUAUAAGGGUCAUGUGUGCGGGCUGUGUGGCAGCUAUGACAACAAUGCAAAUAACGACUUCACUACACGGUGCCAUGCUGUGGUGGUAGGCCCACUGGCGUUUGGCAAUAGCUGGAAGGAUUUACCAAACUGCCCUGAUGCUCAGAGCAUUAGCAACCCCUGCACAGACAACCCAUACAGACAGUCGUGGGCCCAGAAACAGUGCAGCAUCAUACUGAGUGAUGUCUUCUCUGCCUGCCACUCCAGUGUGGAUCCUGCUCCAUACUAUGAAGCAUGUGUGUUUGACUCAUGUGCUUGUGACACCGGUGGAGACUGUGAGUGUUUCUGCACUGCUGUGGCCGCUUACGCUGAAUCCUGUAAUCGAGCUGGUGUCUGUAUACGAUGGAGAACCCCUCGAAUCUGCCGUAAGUAA
Molecule: messenger RNA, 3423 nt
Organism: Xiphias gladius (swordfish)
Lineage: Eukaryota; Metazoa; Chordata; Actinopteri; Istiophoriformes; Xiphiidae
Product: mucin-5B-like
Exons: 25
Coding region: 4-3423 (1139 amino acids)
Cellular component (GO): extracellular matrix
Molecular function (GO): protein binding
Source: RefSeq, a predicted model, not a curated record